Messenger RNA from Lotus japonicus, 730 nucleotides. Its product is annotated as 60S acidic ribosomal protein P2B. NCBI's taxonomy places the organism in Eukaryota, Viridiplantae, Streptophyta, Magnoliopsida, Fabales, Fabaceae. Bases 161 to 499 code for a protein of 112 amino acids. Gene Ontology annotation, cellular component: ribosome; cytosolic large ribosomal subunit. Gene Ontology annotation, molecular function: structural constituent of ribosome. The transcript has 4 exons. The record is from RefSeq and is a predicted model, not a curated record. Gene Ontology annotation, biological process: cytoplasmic translational elongation.
AGGAUUAUUUGUUUACCCUAGAACCUGAACCAAAUUCACCCGGUAAGGCCCAAACAUGGAAAAACCCUAGUUAUAUAUCACUCCCCCAUACUCACCACCAUUCUCAAUUCGCCUCUCUCUGCUGCAACAACAACAUCGAGUUCAAUCCCUUCCUGCAAACAUGAAGGUCAUCGCUGCUUAUUUGCUUGCCGUUUUGGGAGGGAAUUCAUCCCCUUCAGCUCUUGAUCUCAAGAACAUUCUUGGCUCUGUUGGGGUUGAUGCUGAGGAAGAUUUGAUUCAGUUGCUCCUAACCGAAGUCAAGGGAAAAGAUUUUGCCGAGAUAAUUGCUAGUGGGAGAGAAAAGUUGUCUGCAGUGCCUUCUGGUGGUGGUGCUGUCGCCGUUGCGGCUGCACCUGCUGCGGAAGCUGGUGGUGCUGCACCUGCAGAAGCAAAGGAGGAGAAGAAGGAGGAAGCAAAGGAUGAGUCGGAUGAUGAUUUGGGUUUCAGUUUAUUUGACUGAAAAGUCCGAGUACUUUACAUGUCACCAUUUGCAGUUCAAUUAGAGUUUUAGCCUAAUGACAAGGUUUUUGUUUCUUGAGUUACAUAUUGUGUUAGAUUUUCAGAUUUGCUUUUUCAAUUGAGACAAUGUGUUAUCAAUGGCAUCAAUUUGCCUGAUAUAAUUUAGAAUGUUUUAAAAUUAAUUUGCCUGGUAUCGUAUUUAAUUAUAAGCAUUUAUCCUUCAACAGUACAA